Molecule: messenger RNA, 303 nt
Organism: Entamoeba invadens IP1
Lineage: Eukaryota; Evosea; Mastigamoebida; Endamoebidae
Product: protein serine/threonine kinase, putative
Exons: 2
Coding region: 1-303 (100 amino acids)
Biological process (GO): protein phosphorylation
Molecular function (GO): protein kinase activity; ATP binding
Source: RefSeq, a predicted model, not a curated record
AUGAAGACAAAGUUGUGUCUUGACACGUCUAAAGAAAUUUUGUAUUUACACGAGAAUGGAAUUUUACACAGAGAUAUCAAACCAGACGAUAUUUUAGGAGUUUCCAUUGAUACUUUGGAUAAAUUAAAUUCAAAAUUGACUGAUUUUGGAAGUAGUCGAAAUGUUAAUAUGCUGAUGACUAACAUGACAUUCACUAAGAGAAUUGGUACUCCCGUUUACAUGGCGCCCGAAGUCUUACAACAAGAGAAAUAUAAGAAAAGCGCUGAUGUUUAUUCGGAAGCUUACCCUAAAAAAUGUAUUUAA